UGAAAAAAAAACUCCAUGGAUUAUGUUCAAACUUCUGAACAUCUUUGCUACGUUCGUUGCAAUUUUUGCAACACUGUUUUAGCGGUUGGAAUUCCAUACAAGAGGCUAAUGGAUACUGUAACAGUGAAAUGUGGCCAUUGUAGCAAUCUUUCAUUUUUAAGUACUAGACCUCCAAUUCAAGACCAAUGCUUUGAUCAUCAACCCAAUCUUCAGGGUUAUUGUAGUGAAUUCAUAAAUAAGGGGCAAGCUUCAUCAUCUGCCUCAUCAACUUCUAGUGAACCUUUAUCUCCAAAGGCACCUUUUGUUGUAAAACCUCCUGAGAAGAAACACAGGCUUCCAUCUGCCUACAAUCGAUUCAUGAAAGAGGAGAUACAACGUAUCAAAGCUGAAAAUCCAGAGAUACCACAUAGAGAAGCUUUCAGUGCAGCUGCUAAAAAUUGGGCUAGGUACAUUCCUAAUCCACCAAAUGGAUCCUUGUCUGGAAAUACCAACAAUGUUUAGAUGUUGAAUUGAAGCAAAUAUUGGGACUAUAUUAUAUGUAAUAUUAAUGAUGUUAUCCUAUUACUUGUGAGAAAACAUGUAGGAUGGUUAAGUUUGGUGGACUUGUCCUA
This is a messenger RNA of Solanum stenotomum, 611 nucleotides long. RefSeq names its product protein CRABS CLAW. The coding region runs from base 16 to 501 and encodes 161 amino acids. Lineage: Eukaryota; Viridiplantae; Streptophyta; Magnoliopsida; Solanales; Solanaceae. Gene Ontology annotation, biological process: style development; cell fate commitment; floral meristem determinacy. Gene Ontology annotation, cellular component: nucleus. The transcript is spliced from 7 exons. The record is from RefSeq and is a predicted model, not a curated record.